Molecule: messenger RNA, 2268 nt
Organism: Syngnathus typhle (broad-nosed pipefish)
Lineage: Eukaryota; Metazoa; Chordata; Actinopteri; Syngnathiformes; Syngnathidae
Gene: arhgap28
Product: Rho GTPase activating protein 28
Exons: 12
Coding region: 1-1878 (625 amino acids)
Biological process (GO): signal transduction; regulation of small GTPase mediated signal transduction; regulation of actin filament polymerization
Cellular component (GO): cytoplasm
Molecular function (GO): GTPase activator activity
Source: RefSeq, a predicted model, not a curated record
AUGUCGUCUUCAUCGACCGAUCAAGCAGUGAGCGCUGACCCCCAGCACAUCGCCAUGGAAACAUACUGGCAAGAAUUGGAGAGCAUGGAGGAACAGGAAGAGGAGGAGGAGGAGGAAAGGAGGAGUAUGGACGAGCUGGAGUUGGAGGAAGCAUGGCUAAACGAGGCGGGGCUAUCUUCUCUGCUGGUCGGUUCGUCGGCCGAGGAAGCUCCUCCCCCUGCCCGGGCGCCGUCCCCUGCCCGGGCCCUCCUGGCCACGCUGACGCGGCAACAAACGCUCACCGUCAAGACGCGACUACGCAACUACACACACACGCUGAAGAACUCGCACAAACAAGCUAUCGUGCACGUCAAGGACAUCUUUGCUGUAAGUCUCUCACACGCAAACGGCGUGCACGCACUCGAGCUCACUCCGUGGCGCCAGUGGUUGUUUUUCUUUCUUCAGCCCGACUUUGAGUCUGUCGUAAGCUCCGCCCUUCAGAGUGACACCAGCCAAUCAGCGCAAAGUUGCUACGACAAAAACACCACCAAAACCAUACGGAGACACACCAAGUCCGCGCACCCCGACCUUUCCUCGUUCUGUUACGACGUCAGGCCUUCGUCCCCGCCUGCGACCUCAAAGCACCCGGCAGCUACUCAAUCUGAGCGGGCCAGGCCAGCUGAUUGGUUGGCGCGCAACAGUCCGUACUCUGACGGCGUGGCGGAGCAUAAACGGAGCGAGACUUGUUGGGACUGUCUGCUUGACCGCGGCAGGGACGUGCCGUAUGUGUGUCCAAGUCAGGGCAUGACCCAGGCAGACGACCUGUCGUCGGCCGAUGUGAAGCGACUGCGUUUCAUCUGCCACAUCGAGCUCUCCACCUUCCUGCUGGCUUUGGGCGUUCAAAGCAAACGCAUGCGGGCAGCGCGCAACAGGAGCGGCGCCGGCGCCGUCUUUGCUGUUCCGCUCAAUGCGCUGCUGGACAACGACAGGAAGAAAUGUCCCGGGCUUAAAGUUCCUCUCGUCUUUCACAAGUUGUUAUGUGUGUUACAGCAGACUGGCCUGCAAACUGAAGGCAUUCUCAGAAUAUCCGGAUCAGUCGCUCGUCUCAAGUACCUGCGCAGAGAGUUAGACAGGUGUCCGGAGGGGUUCGACUGGUCAGCGGUGCGACCGGUGGACGCCGCUGGUCUCUUGAAGCUUUUCAUCCGAGAGCUGCCCACUCCUCUGCUGACGCAUGCGCACCUGCCCACCUUCCGCGCCGUUUUGGGUGUGUCGGGAUCGGUGCACCAGGUUCAGGCGUUGCAGUUGUUGUCUUUGUUGCUUCCUGAGGCACACCGAGAAACUCUCAAAGCUCUGCUGGUCUUCCUUCACCAGGUAGUCUCCCAUCAGGAGCAAAACCGGAUGUCCCUUUGGAACGUGGCCACAGUCAUGGCGCCCAACCUCUUCACCACCCAUCGCCGCGGCAGCAAGGAGCGAGAUGGCCUUGAGGAGGUGGUGGGUGGGACUCACUUGGUCCGGCUCAUGAUCAUGCACCAGGAACUGCUUUGGACAGUCCCCAAUUUCCUUUUAUCUCAGCUAAGACAGAUGAACCAAGCGUCCAAUCAUAAGCUUGGUCGUUUGCUCAGGACCAGGAAUGACAAAAACAAGAAGCAGGUGACCGAGCUGUGCGAAGGCGUCAUUAAGGUUUACGCUCCGUUCCACGCCAAAGUUUCUAUGGCAAUACAGCUCGACAGGCAGAUGACAGCCCAAGAUGUCACUGCCCACUUCAAGAGCGACAGCAGCGGCGCGCAGCGUCUCUUUGAAGUCGGGGGCAACAUUGGCGAGCGGCGUCUCCACCCGGACUGCCUUCUGCUGGACGUGUACCGCGAAAACCCUGGCUGCGAAUGGCUGGUCAAGCCCUGAACGGAGCGAGCGGGAUGCCGACUGGCCGGCCGGUCGUCCACCUCGACGUUUGGCUCAUGAAACUGAACAAAGAGUUUUAUUUGAAACGCGGGCGAGCGUUUGUGUACGUCACGAUCAGCUCAUGUGGUCCACGUGCGACUCCUCGGCAGCCAUGGCGGCGGCCUGCAGGGCUUCCGUGUCACUCUGCAGAGGAUUAGCCAACUUCCUCUCGCUGUGCAUGUUGUUCUCGUGACGCUUCAGAUCGGACGCCUGUCGACACACAGGAAACACCGGCGUGCGGUCAGUCGCGUCGCAAAAGCCCACGCCGGCGAGCAUUUCCGGCAAACAAACGCAAAGUGCGGGCGAGAUUCAAGACUUCACGAUACAAAGAAUAAAAGAUGGCAGCGUCAA